GUCAUUGGCACGACAGCGGGCACCGAGUCAUUGGGUAAGUCAGCACGAAGUCAUCGGGCACCGAAUCAUCUGGCACGACCGUGGGCACCGAGUCACCGGGCAAGUCAGCGGGCACCAAGUCAUCGAGCACGUCAGCGGGCACCGAGCCAUCUAGCAGAACUGCGGGCAUUGGGUCACCAAGCUCGACAGCGGGCACCGAGUCAGCUGGCACGACAGCGGGCACCGAGUCAUCGGGCAUCAGGGCAUCAGGCUGGAUCACGAACACCGGGUCUUCAGGCCGGAUCGGGUCAUCAGGCCAGAUCGGGUCAUCAGGCUGGAUCGGGUCAUCAGGGCAUCAGGCUGGACAACGGAAGGCGGGUCCUCAGACAGCAGGCUGACCGGUUUGGAUACUGGUAGGAUGGUAGUGGUUGGAAAGAAUUUUCGCUUCUUCUUGGGUUUAGUUACUGGAGCACUGUAAGUAAAUGCAGGUCUGUAAACGGAUGGAGCAGCUGAAGACAGGGAAGAGCCAGGAGGAUGGAACAAAGGAGGGAGCAGUUGCUACAGAGGGCUUCUUUACAGGGUAAAAGGCAGGAUAGGUGCAGCGAGUGGGAGCAG
Molecule: messenger RNA, 594 nt
Organism: Staurois parvus
Lineage: Eukaryota; Metazoa; Chordata; Amphibia; Anura; Ranidae
Source: the annotation of a GenBank genome assembly